GCGACGAAGAGGAUCUUUAAAGUUGUCUGUUGGAGCCGGUUGGAUCUUUGGUGUAAACAGUCUAUUGUUGAACGGGACUGGAGCUAUGUGAAACUCAUAUCCCUUCUUAAACUACAAUACAGGCAUGAACCGUAAACGAGCUUUGAUUUCAGACACUUUCAAGAUUAAGAAAAGAAGAAAUGGCACUGAGGAGUUUGGAGCUGUCAAUGAGGAAAAUGGACCAACUGACAUCAGAUCCAGCCUGGAGUACCUCAUGACACUGUUUCCCAGGAAGCUCUUCAAUGACGCCUUGCCUCAAAUAGUUCUAAAGCAUCAGCUCUACAGCAUACACAAUGACAAGACUCUGGUGGACAAGGAGCUGAAUAAGCUACGGGAAAGAGGAGAGCUGCUGAUGUUCCAGCUGGGGUUUGAUGCAGAAGCUUUCGCGCUGAUUUUUGCCUCUGAUUACAAGGCUAAAGUGCUGGCUGGAGAGGAGGGCAAAGUGACGAGAGCCACGGUGGAAAAGUUCUUGGAGAAAGUGGUGUCAUCUUGCACAGAUUUAAGCUUCAGCAAGGACAAGAUGCUCAGAGAGUUCCAAUUCACAGACUCUGAAAUAACGCAGCUGGUAAAGUCAGGAGUCCUGACAGUGAGGGAUGCCGGCAGCUGGUGGCUUUCUAUUCCUAACUCUGGAAAAUUUACCAAGUACUUCAUACAAGGUCGUAAAGCAGUGCUCGGCAUGGUGAAGAAGUCCAAAUAUGGCGAGGUCUUAAAGGCAGAUUUGGAGGAGCGGCGAACAACCUCUCUAGUGAAAUUCCACAUGAAAUAUCACAUCCACGAUAUCGUGGGGGCAGAGCUGGUAGAAAGCAUACCCACGACAUCAGGAACAUUGUUGCGAUUUGUUGACAACUGAACCACCUCAAAAGGACGAGCUGGCCGGUCCUCCAUCUGAGCCUGUGUGAAUGCUCAAAUGCAUUAAAUGUACAGGUUUUUUUUUUGUCACUUUCUUGCUUUUCAUAAUAAGUUUUUGGGCUUUUGGGAUGGUGGAUAGACUCAGAAACUAAGAAGAGAGAGUGGGAAAUGGCAGAAGAAAAGAACCACAGACUUUAAAAGCAAGAGGGAUAACUUCUGCACAUUGGGUGUGCGAAAAUAGCCACUAGGCUACCAAUGCCCUAAAUGCAUUACUGAUUGUAUGAGAAUUGUUACCUACCAAAUUAAUUUAAGUUUUCAGAAUUUGAUUCUGUGCCAAAUGUGUUGUAUAAAACCUUGUGGGUUUAUAGAUCGUUAAAAUAUGUUGACAUGACCUUGUCAUAAUUUAUCUUGCAAUAAAGAUGACUUUCUGUCACUCUUAUGUGAGAGGUUUGUCUCUGAGCCGUUCCAUU
Molecule: messenger RNA, 1358 nt
Organism: Cheilinus undulatus (humphead wrasse)
Lineage: Eukaryota; Metazoa; Chordata; Actinopteri; Labriformes; Labridae
Product: serine/threonine-protein kinase 19-like
Exons: 7
Coding region: 125-889 (254 amino acids)
Biological process (GO): positive regulation of Ras protein signal transduction; protein phosphorylation
Molecular function (GO): protein serine/threonine kinase activity
Source: RefSeq, a predicted model, not a curated record